Messenger RNA from Punctularia strigosozonata HHB-11173 SS5, 1442 nucleotides. RefSeq lists its product as uncharacterized. The transcript is spliced from 3 exons. The record is from RefSeq and is a predicted model, not a curated record. Lineage: Eukaryota; Fungi; Basidiomycota; Agaricomycetes; Corticiales; Punctulariaceae. The coding region runs from base 1 to 1419 and encodes 472 amino acids.
AUGUCUACUACUGUCCUUACCUCUCCUCCUCCUCAAAAUGCCCCAUCAAUAGCUAUAACAUCGGCGUCCAGCUCCAGCAUUUGUGUCGACACACAAGCGACACAAAACAACAACCAUCGCCACACGGACGACGAAGUUACACUCGAGAAGCCGCUUCGGAUCCCGGUUGUCGUUCUGGACCAAGACGUAGUAUCCGUGACACUGGCAGCGCGUAUAUCAAUGGCACUGCUGGGUCAUAUGCUCUUCCUCAAAGGACAGAUUCCACUACCUGUGACACAGUUGCCCCGUAUACACGCAUCGGAAGGGAACUCGUCGAAGCAGAAGGCAAGGAAGAAGAGACAGGAAAUGGUCGAUGCGCUUUCCACGCUCUCAUCAGAUUUGCACUCUACCUUCGCGUCUCUCUCGACUGCCAUAGCAAACGCACACACCCAGAACUCCUCGCCAACACACUUCGUUAUUGUGUUCGGACCUUUGACGGCACCAAAGGCUCGCGUGAUACUCGUGCUCGAUGGGCUGGAAAUUCGCGUACACGAGACUCAGGACCACCAAAACAGCGACGAAGAAAGCGCCAGCGAAGACGAAAAUGACAACGUCAGCCUAGCCGCGGACGGUACGCAUGAUGAUAGCAGUGAUGACGAAUGGCCUCCAUCCUCAAGAUCGCCUUCACCCGGCAGCGAGACUUCUUCGCGUAAAUCACUCCCACAAUCGACUGUACUCCCUCCCCUUGCUCCACCCAGUAGGGCACCACUCUCACCCUCCUCGACCCUCACCCUCGUUUCGGACCCAGUGCGAACACCUCUCUCAGACAUAUCUGCAACUCCUUCAGCACAGCCGAAGCGCUUUCCCAGUCCGCCAGUGCCGUCACGAGUGACCGUAGUUUCCAAAGAGAACUUCUCACCGUCACCCUCUGGCAGCACAUCACACGUAGAAUCUGAACUGCGCGCGGCGGAACGGCUGCUUUCGCGGACACUCGUUGAUGCUACCGGAGAGACCAAAGAGGCAAUACCGCCUACAAUGGAUUUCUUGGGCAAAGAAUUGCCGCCCAUGGACAUACAUAUCCUCAUUCAUGCUCCGAGACGGUUCCGGCAUUCUCGAUGGACACCGCGCACGCAAAUGUCUGCGACCAUGGACAGCGUUUUGGAACACUUCCUGGCAGACUGUGGACUCGCGGACACGGGACACUCUAAUGAAGACACCCCUAUCGGGAUGGUAAAAACCCGGAGAACAGCGAAGGGUUCUCUGACACAAGGCGUGUGGGUCGGCUGUCGGAGGUCCAACCCAAGGCGUACCACAGAAGCUGCUUCAAAUGACAAGACGUGCGAUGAUUUCGACUGUACCAGCGAAGAAGAUGAUGAUGACGAAGACGAAUUGAUGUGGUGGAGCUGGAACGACAAGCUCGUGGGCUUCGACGAUUGGUAAUGCUCGUAAACCAUUGGGACUGG